GCUCGAACCCUAUUGGGUUUUUGCGAGCCGGUCCGUUAUAUUCGUCCGCCGGCGUUUCACCGAAUCGGGCGUACGAACUGAGAAGAGAGAGCGAUGCUGCUGAGGACCAAAUCCCUCCACCUUCCACUCCGCUCCGCCGCCGUCGCCGCCGCCAUCGAAUCCCCCUUCAUCGUCCGCCGAGCCUAUCCUCUAAUUCCCGUUCGCGAGUACCGUAGCGGUCGUUCUCGCGACGACUUACCUUCCUCCGGGUAUGAGCAUCAGUUGGUCCCUAUCAAUUGGGGCAUCCGCAUUGUGCCUGAAAAGAAGGCAUAUGUUGUGGAGAGGUUCGGGAAGUAUCAGCGCACAUUAGACUCUGGGAUUCAUCUUCUCAUCCCAUUCGUAGACCGGAUCGCAUACGUGCACUCCCUCAAGGAGGAGGCGAUCCCCAUUCCUAACCAGUCAGCCAUCACCAAGGACAAUGUCAGCAUCCUCAUCGAUGGGGUUCUCUAUGUUAAGAUUGUCGAUCCCAUCCUUGCUUCAUAUGGUGUGGAGAACCCAAUAUAUGCCAUAAUCCAGUUGGCACAGACUACAAUGAGGAGUGAGCUAGGGAAGAUCACUCUCGACAAAACUUUCGAAGAAAGGGAUACUCUAAACGAGAACAUUGUGAGAGCAAUCAAUGAGGCUGCUUCUGAUUGGGGUCUUAAAUGCCUGCGUUAUGAAAUCAGGGAUAUAUCUCCACCACCUGGAGUCAAGGCAGCCAUGGAGAUGCAAGCUGAAGCAGAAAGAAGAAAACGUGCUCAGGUUCUUGAAUCUGAAGGAGAGAGACAAGCUCACAUCAACAUUGCGGAUGGGAAGAAAAAUUCAGUGAUACUACAAUCAGAAGCAGCAAUGAUGGACCAGGUUAACAGGGCAAAAGGAGAAGCUGAGGCUAUCCUUGUUAGGUCCCAGGCAACUGCUCAAGGUCUCAAGAUAUUGUCAGAGGCCAUGAAAUCUGAGGGCGGUGCAGAGGCAGCAAGCCUGAGAGUUGCUGAGCAAUACAUCACAGCAUUUGGCCGUGUAGCAAAGGAGGGAACUACCCUUCUACUUCCGAGUGCCAUCGGAAAUCCUUCUUCCAUGAUAGCUCAGGCUCUAGCAAUCUACAAACAACUAAAUCCUGCCAAUCACUCUACUCCCUCUGCAGAGAGUUCCCAGUCAAAUACCUCAUCUGAUAACAGAAUCAAGGCAACGGAUGAAACAACUCCUGAUCCUAGUGGAAAAAUAUUCUCACUCCAAAGUCCACCAAGGGACUGAUAUAGUCUUGUUUUAGAAUCAAAAUCAAUUUUUUGUUCUUCUGGUUCUGAUGUAGUUUUGGCACAUGUCUACUUUCUUGAUGAGGACUAAUCUAGAGUCUGAACUCACAGACAUCAUCUGAAUGCGUUGAGCAAAUACACUUGGAAAGGGUCUGAUCUUACAAUAAUGGUGUUGAUGCUAUAAAUCCUUAUAAGCAGCAAGAUGAUUGGUGAUGAGCUUAUUGGAGCCUCA
Zingiber officinale is the source of this 1500-nucleotide messenger RNA. RefSeq names its product stomatin-like protein 2, mitochondrial. The record is from RefSeq and is a predicted model, not a curated record. Bases 94 to 1269 code for a protein of 391 amino acids. The transcript has 9 exons. NCBI's taxonomy places the organism in Eukaryota, Viridiplantae, Streptophyta, Magnoliopsida, Zingiberales, Zingiberaceae. Gene Ontology annotation, cellular component: membrane.